AUGAGGAGUUUAACUACUUGUUAUAGUGAACAUGCCAUCAAAGUAUCGGAUUCAUAUUGUUCAGGCCAUUCAAACCAGGCCUAUGUUUCCCCUAACCAGACACCUUCAAUUCCCAAUACUGUUACUUGUAUAUAUAAAAAACUUUUAUCUCAAAAAAGCCUCUUGAUCACCCUCACAUGGUGCAAUAAGCUGCUACGCCAAGGCCUCUCCAUCAAUAUUAGUGACUCCAUGUCAUCCCCUUCAAAAUUCAAUUCCAGUUUUCAUCACCUGCCAAAAACUAAAGGCUCCAAGACAUUCCAAUCUUGCAAUUCAAAGAUUAAAGUUUUAUGGGAUCUUUCUGCUGCUUAUUACGACACCGGGCCUGAGCCCAUCAGUGGGUUUUACGUGUUGGUUUUGGUGGAUUCAGAACUUGGCUUAUUCCUUGGAGAUAUGGAAGAAGAAGCAGCUUGUCUAGAUGGCCUCAAAACAAAACCACAGCCGUUAAAAUCCUCCAUGGUUUCUCGAAGUGAGCAUUUCUCGGGCAAUGCUAUUUAUUCGACCAAGGCGAAGUUCUGCGAUUCUGGGACAGCUCAUGAUAUAUUAAUCAAGUGCAACGAGGAUGAAAAUGAAUCGAAGAAUCCUGUAUUGUCUGUGUGCAUUGAUAAUAAGACGAUUUUUCAAGUGAAGAGAUUGAGGUGGAAUUUUAGGGGGAAUCAGACAAUAUUCUUGGAUGGGUUAUUGGUGGAUAUGAUGUGGGAUUUGCAUGACUGGUUCUUUAAAGAAGCUUCUGGGUAUGCUGUUUUUAUGUUCAGGACAAGAAGUGGAUUGGAUAGCAGGUUAUGGCUGGAGGAGAAGAACUCGGGGCAGAAGGGACAAGACAGGGCAGAGUUCUCCUUGUUAAUCUGUGCCUGUAAGAAUCCGGGGUGA
This is a messenger RNA of Hevea brasiliensis (rubber tree), 906 nucleotides long. RefSeq lists its product as uncharacterized. The record is from RefSeq and is a predicted model, not a curated record. Lineage: Eukaryota; Viridiplantae; Streptophyta; Magnoliopsida; Malpighiales; Euphorbiaceae. The transcript has a single exon. Bases 1 to 906 code for a protein of 301 amino acids.